Molecule: messenger RNA, 3768 nt
Organism: Bipolaris oryzae ATCC 44560
Lineage: Eukaryota; Fungi; Ascomycota; Dothideomycetes; Pleosporales; Pleosporaceae
Exons: 6
Coding region: 1-3768 (1255 amino acids)
Biological process (GO): nucleoside metabolic process
Molecular function (GO): protein binding; catalytic activity
Source: RefSeq, a predicted model, not a curated record
AUGCCGCGCCAGCUGCGUCGCGAAGACUAUACAGUAGGAUGGGUGUGUGCCCUGCCCAUUGAACUGGCGGCUGCGCAGGAGAUGCUCGAUGAAGAACACCUCGACCUCAAGCACGACGCGUCCGACAACGACGAGAACCUCUAUGCACUAGGCUCGAUUGGCGGCCACAAUGUCGUCAUUGUGUGUCUGCCCGCUGGCCAGAUUGGCAAUAACCCAGCGGCUGCGGUGGCAAUGCAGAUGCGAGCGACGUUCAAGAAGAUCCAGUUUGGGCUGAUGGUAGGCAUUGGCGGCGGCGUCCCAAGUGCAGCAGACAUCCGGCUAGGGGACGUAGUGGCUAGCCAGCCCCAUGGGAUAUUUGCUGGAGUGGUACAGUACGACAUUGGCAAAAAUACACCGAGCGGUUUCGAGCGUACAGGGUCGCUAAACGCGCCUCCGAAGCUGCUGUUGGCAGCUCUUGUGCGAGUGAGGGCGAACGAGGUGCGCGGCAGAAGCAAGUUAUCUGAGCACGUUGCUAAGCUAGAGGGGAGCAUUGCUGAGUUUCAGCGUAGUGAGGCUGGGCCCGACGUGCUGUUCGAAGCAGCAUACGAUCAUGAAGCCGACGAUCGAGGAAAAGGGCAGACAUGCGACGGGUGGGACCUUAGCAGACAAAUCACUCGACGUACUCGUGACGCUAGGAAGAAAGUCGCGGUACACUAUGGAACUAUCGCGUCUGGUAACCAGGUGAUGCGGAGCGCUAUAGAGAGAGAUAGGGUUAGCACAGAGCUUGGCGGAGUACUGUGCUUUGAGAUGGAGGCGACAGGGCUGAUGAAUAGCUUCCCGUGUCUAGCUAUCCGCGGUAUCUGCGACUACGCAGACUCGCACAAGAAUAAGUGGUGGCAGCCAUAUGCAGCGGCGACGGCGGCCGCGUACGCCAAGGAAGUGCUGUUGACAAUUCCGCAGGCAGAGGUGUCCGAGUUGCGCACAGCGGAAGAUGCUACACAAUCCAAAAAACGCAACUCUGAACGCUCUCGUAGUCCUGAUGCCAAACGUAGGAAGGUCGACGGGACAGAGGACUUAGAGACUGGCACCACAGACCAGCAGAAAUUUACCGCGUCAGUAUCACUCUCAUCUGAGCAGCGCGAGAAAGAGAAACGUUACGGCAGAGAUGCAUGGGAAUGGGCUGAGAACGAACUCAAGGAAGCCUUGUCCAACAUACUAUCAGAGGCUACUCACCAUCGGCAUGUCGUCGUUUUUAUCGAUGCACUUGACGAAUGCGGAGAAGACCCCGCAAAGAGCUUGCUAGCGUAUUUCAGAGACCUUAUUCACCAGGCAAAAAGCAAGCAUGCGCGAUUCAGAAUAUGUCUGUCCUCAAGACACUACCCGAUCCUUGCGCUUGACACCAUACCCUCGAUACAAGUGGAGAAAAUGAAUGAUCAGGAUAUACGAUGGUAUGUCCGGGAGCGGUUGAAAGACAUUACGUCAGAGACAAAGCGUGAGCAGAUCCAGGCUGAGAUUCUAUCUAAAUCCAAUGGUGGAUUUCAAUGGGUGUUUCUUGUGACCAGGGGCAUAGUUGACAAGAACUUGAAUGGCAUCAAAGCAGAGAAACUCCUCGAAAAAAUCGCCACCUGCCCGAAAACACUGAGCAAAAUGUACGAAACAAUUCUCAAUGGAGUUCCAGCAGCGGACCAGCAUCAAAUGAUAAAGGUCUUCCAGUGGGUACUCUUCGCCGAAAGACCCUUGUCUGCCCAAGAGCUUCGGGAUGCGCUUGCUACCGAUAAGAACAUGAGUUAUAGGACUGCCCGCGAUCUUCGAACUCAUGAAGGUUGGUCCGACACUUUGGUCGAUUUCGAGAGAUACGUCAAGCACAUCUCCAGAGGUCUAAUCUGCUUCCAAAGCCGCGAACUAUGGGAGCAAUAUGAACUCAAUGGACCAGACUCAGAUCGCGAGGCUCAACUCAUCGAUCAGUCGGUGGCCGAUUUCCUGAAAGAAGAGUUUUCCGGUCUCUUUGGCAAUCAUUUAACUGCAGCACACUCUUUCAUAGGAUCUAGUCAACUACAGAUAUCAAGGUCUUGUCUUCGAUACAUGAUUUUGGAAGAUAUACUAGAGGAUGCUACCCUACCAAGAGGUGUUGUCUCAUCUAAGUCUCCGUUAGCACCGUACGCCGUACGGUUCUUGUUUACGCACAUUACGGAAGUAGAAAAAGAAGGCGUCCACCAAUCUGACUUGAUUUCCGUAAUGCAAUGGACGCCGAACUCUGAGAUUAUGCGCAGGCUUGCCACUCUAUGGAGAGCUCUCGAUCCAGAUAGCCGAUACAAACCUUUCGGGUGGCCAUUCAUUCAAGCAACGGCCUUGCAUGUCUCUGUGUCCUUUGGAUCUAUGAGUGCGGUCGAUACACUGCUAGACUCAGGUUUCAAAGAGUUCGAAGGCAGGGACGCUGACGGAGAUACUUCAUUGAUGCUCGCCAUCACAAAGGGCUACCAGGACAUCGCUUUAGUGCUGCUAGAUCGAAUAAUGGACUGCGAAGGCCAGCAGAGACAGCAUAAUGCCAACAAAGAUUGCGGUGUCACGCCCCUUUCAGUGGCAUGUGCUACCGUCAUCAACGCACAGAACAACAACGGUGAAACAGCACUCGAUUUUGCUCUAGAGUACAACAUGCGUGGGGUCGUUUUCAAACUCGUCGAAGCAGGUGCUAGCCCCGAACACUUAGGGCGGCAGGCCGCAUUAAUAGCUCAUGUUAUCAGCCAUGGGGAUAUGAAACUUCUCUCGAUACUGAUUGAAAAGAAAGUCAAGCUCGAUGGUGCCGUAUUCUUCGCACUCAAAGAACAGCCGCCUUUGCAAGACUCCGUUUUAGAAGGCAUGAUCUUUCAGCUACUCAGCGCCGGGGCCAACACAGCUAGAUCAUCAGAAUUGGAUAUUCGUCCUGAGAGGCAAGACGACUACGACACUGACGAUGAAGAUAUUAGCGAUUAUGAUACCGAUGCACUUGAAUUAGUUUCUAGGAGAGGUCUCACUGACGUGGUCGAGAUGCUCUUGCAACAUGGUGCACCGGUAGCUUUACAGAAUGAUCUUGGAGAAUGUCCUUUAAUGAUCGCAACAAGAAACCGUCACAAAGAAAUUGUUCGAAUUUUGCUCUCGAGAGCGCCAUCAUUGGUAGAGAUGGAAGACGCCUAUGGUUCAACAGCUUUGGAUGAAGCGUUUUCGAGUGAACCAGAGAUCAUGAAACUUUUACUGCAAGAAGGAGAAUUCUCGACCCCAACAACGUCUUGCAAGACCUAUUUCUCGAAUCUGCACGAGACGGAUUGGCUAUUUAUAUUGAAACUAUUCUACAACGUUGACCCUGAUUCGAAGGACAACAGCGGAUCCACGCCGCUUUUGCAUGCGGCAAGGAAUGGAAACAGCGUGAUAGUCCAGCAGCUGUUAGACACAGGCAAAGUCAAUGCCGAUGCUAAGGACAACAAUGGAUGGACACCGCUAUUGUGGGCAGUAUCUAAUGGAUGCGAAGUGGUAGUUAGACAGCUGCUAGACACAGACAAAGUCAAUGCUGAUGCUGACGACAAUAAUGGAUGGACAACAUUGUUGUGGGCAGCAUAUAGCGGACAUGAAGCAGUAGUUAAGCAGCUGCUAGACACAGGAAAAGUUGAUGCUAAUACUAAGGACAAGCAUGGAUGGAUGCCGCUGCUGUGGGCAGCACACGAAGGACACGAAGCGGUAUUCACCCAUCAUUACGCAAAGUCUAAUCACCAGCCGACGAAAUUACCUCACAUCUGCAAAGACAAGUCCGGUAGAUAA